AUGAUCUACAACAAGAGCAAUCACAUACUAGAGUACUUAACUUCUAGUUGUACUUGUAGAGCACGUAUAUUUUAUCAAGACUUUUUAAAGAAGUCAGCGGUGUUGGUUGUAGUCAUGUCUUCUACAAGGGUUGCGACACUACGACAAGCUGUCACUAGCUUCGAGACGGUUCUUAUGCAGUUGAAGAACCAGAAGAACCGAUCUCAAAUAAAGCCUCAAAAACUUUCAACUCCUGCUUCAUCAACUGCGAUUGCACAACAAGAACGGGUGCCUCCUGUACUAGAGCUUCUAUCACCAACUUCUAUCUCUGGACGAAAUACACCUCCACGUAAUGAAGCAGAAGUAGUUGUAAAGACGAGGAGCCACGAAGAUGUCCCUCCAGUAGCUGAUGCAGAACUAGUACGUAGAACUACAGGACAUGGACGUCGGAGAACAAGAUCGUUUAAUUCCUCGUGUCCCAGUACUCCUACUCCCACGACUCUUGCUCUCAAUGCGGCUCGAAACGCAGUGCAAGCAUUCGAUGACUAUGGACUGUUGACAGAGAGCAAGACUACGCCGCUACUGGCCUUGCGCCUUCUGCGAGGACUCUUAUCUGUAGCUACCGAUUCUGAAUCUUCCGGUACCAGUGCAAAUCGUACUACCACUGCACUACAUACUCCAAAAGGUCAAUCCUCUGCUGCUUGUUCUAGACAAUAUCCUCCUGACAGAGCAGAGGGCUGUGAGACCUCUGAGAAGUCCAUUCUGUCUUCUCCUAGUCCUACAGGCAUGCUGUCUUCUCCUACAGCCCUAGACGGGCUUGGUCUAGCACUCUCGGAGGCAUCUGAGUCGCGGCUCGCAGUGAGUGACUACCUGGACUGGGCACGCUUAGCGAAAAAGCAAUUGGAGAUACUAAACCCUAAGCCCGCCUCUCCUCGGAAACUAGAAGAUCAUGAGGACGACCACGACGACUUGACCCUAGUUUCUUCUUCGAAGCAAGACAAAGAAUUCAGACUAGACAAAGGUCGCGAACGAUCUUCUCCACUAUUUGUCCAAGCACUGCUUUCUGCUCUUCAGAUGCCUGAUGUUGUCCGAGAGUUACAGAAAUCUUCAAAUCCACUAGGAACAACAAGGGGAACAACUACAAAGCACGGCAUCGAUGGUUACAGACAACUCAUUCAUCUAGCACAAAUAGUUGGUGACCUAGAGGUAGAGGUAGACGAUAAUAUUCCUGAGAUAUUAACAUCUAAAUCUAUUACAUCAGCGUCAAACACUAGCACAUCAUCCGGAGCUGUCUUGACUAGAAAACACUCGCGCGACCACCUCCAAUCGCUUCCGCCACUUGUCUCUGCGGUUGCAGCGUGUGUAACGGGUUUGCCGGGACGUAGAGCGAGUGUUUGGUCAACAGAGGACCUGAUAGGCAUUCUGCGUGUUUUCGAACGACACAAGCAUACCCUUGUCAUAGAUAUUGUAGGUCAAGAGAUUCGUACAAGACUUGCGAGACGUUCUGUCCUGCGUGACGAAGGGAAACAGUUACGAUUUUUUGGAUGUCGUUCACGUGGAUUCGAUCAUCUUCAUCAUCCUCAAACGAUUAUACCCAUAGUAAACAUUUAAGUAGUACUCCUCGUAGUUAGAGUCUUCAUAUUUUUCCUGACGCCGCCUCGCUCUCGCAAUAGGUAACCUAAAUAUGUAAGUAGUAGUAGGCCCACGAGAAGUAUCACAUUGACUUUGACUAUGACAUCGAAGCCUUGUCGUCACGCAACACGAUUACAGCAAGUCAUCAAGUAGCAUGUCAAAGGCAAAGUCAUCAAUUCAAGACGUCUACUACUUACUACAACUAGGGCGAUCUGUUCAUCCACAUUCUCUAGGACUAUCUAAUCUCCAUAAGCGGUUACGAUGCGAUUGAGAUCCUUGAAUGCUACGCGCGGAUGGGUUUUAGCGAUGAGGAGCUCUUUUUAGACCUAUGGAAAGCUGUACGAGCAGCCAUUGGGGAAACGACCAAUUUUAAGGCUCUCGCAGAAGUAGUGACUCAAGUGGAAACGAAACAAAUGAUAAUGAUGAUAACAGUACUACUUCUACUCUUGCUUCUAAGUACAGGGACCAGACAGGAACCAACAGGCAAGAUAAAUGCCUCAGAUUGCAGUUUUCCAACUUGAAGAGGUACAGACAGCAGGUAACAUCUCUACUAUUAAUAUUGCAGUUUUAUAACUUAUUAGGAUUAGACAGGGACCGGAGAGGGACUGGCUUCCUCUUCGAGUUGGAAAACUGCAAUAUUAGACAGGAGGACUAGACAGGGUCAGCUCUCUAAUAUUGCAGCUUUCCAACUCGAAGAGGAAGCUUUGCCACCAGGAUGGGGAGAAAUAGGAGCUGCAAUCCGUGAAUAUGACAGAGAGGAAUGUCGAAGUGGUUGUACUACGGAUCUUGCAGACCGUUCAAGUUCAUCGGGUACCUCGACACAAACCCACACUCACCUUUUUCGUCUCCUACAUCGUAUUCUCUCCGCCUCAACGACGUUAGAGUCGUCUGCGGGUUUUAAGACCUUAGCGGAGGUGACUGAAAUCCUUGACCGGUUUCCGUCUCUUUUGCAAAAUGCAUCUUUCGCUGAUCGAUUUGAAUGCCUUAGAGGGCUUACUGUCGCCAAUAUUUUCCUACCCCGUGCCUUGGUGAAGCGCCUCAGUGCACCGCCGUCGAGUAAACGAUCAUCUGGCUCUAGUGCUAGAACAAGCAGAUCUUCUAGUUUUUCAAGAAGUAGAUUUAAUACGUCGAGUGCUACUAGUACUUUCUCCCUCGACGUCGACGAUCAAGCACAUCAAGCACUACCUUCGCUGCGCCUUUUCUGUGAGUUAGCGGCGUGUUAUCCCGGGGAUGCUCUACAUGAGGAAACACGAAAGUUCUAUUGGACUCAAUUGCAACGGAUUGUGCUCGCCAGUGUACCCUCAGCAUCAAAAAAGAGGACAGCAGCGCCUGCUCUUCUUGACGAUCUCUCAACGAUGGAACUUCCUGAUCUAGCAAAUCUUAAGCAGUUUUGGUGUGAAUGUAGUUGUAGUAUUAGCAGUGGAAGGCGAGAUACUGGUAAAAAUACAAAGAGUAGUACUUUCCUUGGUCUUGGUGCUGGUGGUAAAGGGAUGAAACCGGCUCUAGUUUCCUACUACCGAACUUGGUGGAUGCUAUUGUGGCACACUGCUCAAGCCUACGCGACAGCAAGUCUUCCACUGAUCGAGCGGAUUGAGGCUCGGGAUCAACUCGUUUGUUCACUUUUCGGCGCAUGGACACGAGGGGGCACUACAUGGUCUCCUGGCGUGAAGAGAAGCGCGUCGAAUUGGAAUUAUGCUGUUGAAGAUGAUAGUUGUGGGAGCUUGAUGCGCGAACGGUGCAAUGGUGUGGAUGUCCCUGGAGGUUCUCCUGCAGGAAGUCAAGAGGUGCUGGAUUGCAGCUCAGAAAAUACUGGUGCUGAGGUCGUCGACGUGGACAUCAGUUGUUCAUCUUCAUCAUUAUCUCCAAAUUUUCUGCAGGCAUCGCCAACAAUGUGUGCUCGCGCACUCCAGGUUCUUGUGCGUAUAGAAAAGGACUUAGAACCGCCAAAAGAUGAAAAAAAGGAUGAAGCACUGAAGAAGAACGUAGUCCAGCUUCUAAGUGACCUUGGCUUUGCACCAGCUUUCGAAAAGCUCCUGGAUAUCUAUCCACGAAUGAUCGUACUGCCACCGAUGUGAAGGUGUUUGUCGUGACCAUGGACAUUUUUGUACUCAUUUUUUUGCGUACUAAGUACAAAAGCAACAAAGAUGCAAAUGCAUCUCGCUCACAGCCU
Molecule: messenger RNA, 3781 nt
Organism: Amoebophrya sp. A25
Lineage: Eukaryota; Dinophyceae; Syndiniales; Amoebophryaceae
Source: the annotation of a GenBank genome assembly